GCGGGAGCCGUGGCAGGGAUCCUGGAGCAUUGCGUGAUGUAUCCCAUCGACUGCGUCAAGACCCGGAUGCAGAGUCUACAGCCUGACCCAGCCGCUCGCUAUCGCAAUGUGUUGGAGGCCCUCUGGAGGAUUAUACGAACCGAGGGCCUAUGGAGGCCCAUGCGGGGGCUGAACGUCACAGCGACGGGCGCGGGGCCUGCCCACGCCCUCUAUUUUGCCUGCUACGAAAAAUUAAAAAAGACAUUGAGUGACGUAAUCCACCCUGGGGGCAAUAGCCAUAUUGCCAAUGGUGCGGCUGGGUGUGUGGCAACAUUACUUCACGAUGCAGCCAUGAAUCCAGCGGAAGUGAUCAAGCAGAGGAUGCAGAUGUACAACUCGCCAUACCACCGGGUGACAGACUGUGUACGGGCAGUGUGGCAGAACGAAGGGGCCGGAGCCUUUUACCGCAGCUACACCACCCAGCUGACCAUGAACGUCCCCUUCCAAGCCAUUCACUUCAUGACCUACGAAUUCCUGCAGGAGCACUUUAACCCCCAGAGACGGUACAACCCCGGCUCCCACGUCCUCUCCGGAGCCUGUGCAGGAGCUGUAGCUGCCGCCGCCACAACCCCAUUGGACGUUUGCAAAACACUGCUCAACACCCAGGAGUCCUUGGCUUGGAACUCGAACAUUACAGGACAUAUCACAGGCAUGGCUAGUGCUUUCAGGACGGUGUACCAAGUAGGCGGGGUGACUGCCUACUUCCGAGGGGUGCAGGCUAGAGUCAUCUACCAGAUCCCCUCCACAGCCAUCGCGUGGUCUGUGUAUGAGUUCUUCAAAUACCUGAUCACGAAGCGGCAGGAAGAGUGGAGAGCAGGCAAGUGAAGGGCACCAUCGAAGCCGGGGUUCAGACCACACGCUGCGUCCUGCCCACUCCAGCCACUUUCUCUUCUGGCUUGCUCCAGCCUCGAGUGGAGUUGAAGGAAGACAGAGGGCCCUCCCCUGGCUCCCGGCGUCUAGGCCGACGCCAGUUCCUGCCAGUCUCCGCUGCCGCCUUUCCUCCAGGCCCUCAGCAAGUGCAGCGAAGCACCAUAGCACCUUCGGCAGCCUCUCCACCCUGGGCCCGGUGACCUGCUCUAGACUGUUACAGAGGGGUACGCAGCUCAUCCCCUGGUUCCUAAUAAAAAGCCUUUAAAUUAAA
Molecule: messenger RNA, 1180 nt
Organism: Tupaia belangeri chinensis (Chinese tree shrew)
Lineage: Eukaryota; Metazoa; Chordata; Mammalia; Scandentia; Tupaiidae
Gene: SLC25A28
Product: solute carrier family 25 member 28
Biological process (GO): iron import into the mitochondrion
Cellular component (GO): mitochondrial membrane
Molecular function (GO): ferrous iron transmembrane transporter activity
Source: RefSeq, a predicted model, not a curated record